ACGAGUAAGCAACCGAAAGACCAACAGCGGAUGUCUUUGUUUCUCGUCAAUUCUCGGUGAGACUCGGACGUGGUACGGACAACGAGGCGACCGCUUUUCUUCCCAACCCGACCCGUCACUGACCCUGCGUGUAAAUGUUCACAGACAAGAUGAUGAUGUCCCCGUGGGACCGCUGGUACUCCACAAGAUGCUGCCUGUGCUGCCAUGUCCGCACAGGAACCAUCAUCCUGGGGGUCUGGUAUAUGCUCAUCAAUGCCGUGGUGUUGCUCAUCCUGCUCACGGCCCUCAAUGAUCCAGAAAAGCAUCAUCUGACCAGUGCCGAGUUGGCGAAUGACCUGGAUGUCAUGGAUGAUGCCAACAUGUGCAUCGCCUCAGCAAUCUCCCUGCUGAUGAUCCUUAUAUGUGGAAUGGCAACAUAUGGUGCAUAUAAGCUGCGUGCCGCAUGGAUCAUCCCCUUUUUCUGCUAUCAAAUAUUUGACUUUGCUCUCAACGCCCUGGUGGCUGUCAGCAUUGUGGUGUAUCCAAACACAAUACAGGAUUACCUACAGCAGCUGCCGGAUAAUUUCCCUUACAAAGAGGAAGUCGCUGCGCUCAGUAACAUCUGCCUGGUCCUCGUUGUGCUGCUGUUCAUUGGCUGCAUCAUCGGCUUUAAGGCCUACCUGAUCGCCUGCGUGUGGAACUGCUACAGAUACGUCAGCGGCAGGGGCGGCUCUGAAAUCCUGCUCUACGUCACCACCAACGACACCACAGUGCUGCUGCCUCCGUAUGACGACAACAUCAGCGUCCCGUGCAAACAGGCUCCUCCGUCCUACAUCUCCUCUGAGGCGACGGCAUGAAAACAUUCCGAUGUUUGGAUCCUGCAGAUCGGAUCCUCCUGUUGGCACUCGAUACGACACACUCCAGCGAAACGACACACCACACUGCCUCUCCAGUUAACACUCUGUUAAUCAAUAUCCACGACGGCACACGUCGCUCAGCGAUCUCCCGUUCCUUCUUGGCGUUACCGACCAACUUGUAAUUCAUCAGUUCUCUUCCUCUUAGGUUUAUCCAGGAGCGAUUAGCAUUGUGUGCUUUAGAUUCUGGCUGAAAUGACAUGAAAGCUGUAGGAAGUCGCAUACGUUACAUAUGUUUUUUGUGAAUUCUAUUUAUUCUUUGUGCGUUUGUAACAGUAUUAUAUGGAUCUUGUUUAUCUAGUCGUAUUUGUGUUAUGCUCAAAUGAAUCAGUAGCUGCGUUUCCAUUACAAAUGUGAUCAAAUCUAUGUUAAAAAAAAACAAAAAAACCUAAAUUUUGCAAUUGUGAAAAAAUAUGUUUCCAUGAAAUAAGAAAUGGAGCUAAAGCCACACAUGAAUAAGCUUGUUCACGCAAUAAGUCUUUACAAAAUAUGGCAGUGAUGGAUGGAAACAGUUACAUGAUAAAUAUUCAUAAUUCAUCUAAAACGUCGUGUCUACAGAGCCUACAUAUCCUGCGCUUUGGGGAAAUAAUAGUCUGCGAUUUUACAGAAGAGUUACGGAUUCCAAACGUUUGAAUCACACAUACUUCUAUGAAUUAUACGAUGCUGUGAGAGCUCUGGUGGAGCCAGCUGCAUGUUGUCAGAAAAAAUAAAAGCAAACCAUCAUCCUGCUACCACUUCCUGUCAUCUUCUUCGUCGUUUCCGCCAGUAGUAACAUCCGGUUGUUGAUCACGUGACCCGACAAAAGUCACGUGAAAAAGGGAACUGUUACAUCUAUUUUGGCUGAAGUGCAUGUAUUUCAGCUGUAUAAAAUACAUCAAUUUCAUUUGGCUGAAGACCCACCUCAUCACGCUGUAAAAACCUUUUCAUUGAAACCAGUAAGUGUUUCGAAAUUGGCAUGUUUCCGUUUAGCGAAUUUAUUUUUAGAACUUAAAUUUGCCCAAUUCUGUAGUUAAUGGAAACGCAGCUAGUGAACGGUAUGGACCAGCGUGGGAACGGAUACGGAGUUAUUCGGUAUCCGUCUUGUCUCUGCUCGUGAUCAGGGUUGGAUUGCCUUCUCUCUCUCUCUCUCUCUGUCUCUACAAUGGGUUGCACUUUAUCUGCUCGUGUAUGAAGUGUCCCCUUAACUUGAAGUUUUCUAAAGAGAUGAAUCUGCCUGUAUUCUGACGUGAUCAAAGAGCCGCCCUCAUGUACAUCACCAAGCUUUUUUCUGUGUUCUUUUUGACUGAAUUACGUGACUCUGAUCAGGAGCAUAGCGUUGUGAACUUUUUACCGUGUUUCUACCGACCGACGAAGAACGUCUUAGCUUAGCUGCACUUUCUAUUUUUAAAGCACAUUAGAGGCGCUGAUCUAGAAUUGCUUGUGUGAAUGAGGGGAACCCGGAGCGUUGGGAAAGCGGAUCCUGCUUGUGUUUUAUCAAUCAAAGAAAGAAAAAAAAGCAUUUUUUUGCUCUGUGUAAACAUUACACAACCACGUUCCACCAGAUGGACUUGUUGGCUUGUUGCUGCCUGAAAACAAAACAUUCUGCAAGGACGCAAGUGUCACUGUUUCGUGGAAUUAAUUGAUGUGAUAUUUUUGUCUAUUAAAACCAAAUUU
Messenger RNA from Gambusia affinis (western mosquitofish), 2546 nucleotides. RefSeq names its product lysosomal-associated transmembrane protein 4B-like. NCBI's taxonomy places the organism in Eukaryota, Metazoa, Chordata, Actinopteri, Cyprinodontiformes, Poeciliidae. Gene Ontology annotation, cellular component: lysosomal membrane. The record is from RefSeq and is a predicted model, not a curated record. The transcript has 7 exons. The coding region runs from base 135 to 836 and encodes 233 amino acids.